This is a messenger RNA of Alternaria burnsii, 747 nucleotides long. RefSeq lists its product as uncharacterized. Gene Ontology annotation, biological process: iron-sulfur cluster assembly. The transcript has 2 exons. The record is from RefSeq and is a predicted model, not a curated record. Gene Ontology annotation, molecular function: 2 iron, 2 sulfur cluster binding. Lineage: Eukaryota; Fungi; Ascomycota; Dothideomycetes; Pleosporales; Pleosporaceae. The coding region runs from base 1 to 747 and encodes 248 amino acids. Gene Ontology annotation, cellular component: cytoplasm; mitochondrion.
AUGUCACUGCCUCGAACCACGGCCGCCGUCGCGCGCUCCAGCUCAACACUCUUACGAUUCGCCGCCCCGUCCUUCGCCCCCCGCAGGUGCCCGCAAUGCGCGCGGACGUUUGCCUCAUCGAUACCGUACCGACAGUCAGCUAAGCGGCAGAUGCAGACAGCGACUGCGUAUCAGCCUUAUUCUCUGCACCCCCAGCCGCCACCACCGAGAAAUGCUGGUGUGCCCGACACAUCGAUAGCGGGUGGAGCAGCCGAGGCAAACAAAGCGAAAACCCCACAACUACCUCCGCAAGAGCACGUCGCAGCGACGCCAUCCGAGCAACCGAAUGUGAGCAUACCCGAGGGCGAGGCACAGAAGUCGCAGCAAGCGCCGGGUUCCAGCAAGCCUUUGCGGCCGCGCCGCUACAACUUCGGUCCGCGGAAAGCGACUAUCAAGCUAUCGCCCUCGGCGGUGUCGCACCUCCGCGAACUUCUGGAGUUACCGGAGCCAAAGCUUAUCCGGAUAGGCACAAAGGCAAAGGGCUGCUCAGGACUGGCGUAUCACCUCGAGUAUGUGGACAAGCCAAGCCCGCUGGACGAGCAGGUGGAGCAGGAUGGCGUCAAGGUUUUGAUCGACAACAAGGCGCUCCUGAACAUUAUUGGCAGUGAGAUGGACUGGUUGGAGGACAAGCUGAACGAGCGAUUCAUUUUCAAGAACCCCAACAUCACUGAGCAAUGUGGUUGCGGCGAGUCCUUCAGCGUAUCAUGA